AUGGAUCGCUCCCGCUCCAAGCGCGGGUACCACUACGACCAGGACUCGCCGCCGCCCCGCUCCAAGCCCCGCUUCGACCGCCGCGGCGGGGGCGGGGGUCCGAACCCUAACGCCAACUACCACCGCCGCGGACCACCCGGAGGUGGCGGCGGCGGCGCCUCCGACCGCCGCGGCGGCUUCCUCCCCCCUGACGCCGCACCGCCCCCUCUCCCGCCCCCGCCGCCGCCCGCUUCCUCCGCGGCGGCGGGGGGCGGGGGUCCCGGCCAGACCACCUCCUUCCGCAUCCUGUGCCCGGAGUCCAAGACCUACGGCUUCCCCGCCAGCUUCAUUAACAACGCCCAGGAUGACAGCGGCGCGAUCAUCACUAUCCACCCGCCCUUCCCCGGGGACCCUGUCCGCGUCAUCGAGACGACCGACGGCGUGCCACGCGAGGCGGAUGGCCGCCCGCCGAUGUUCUCGCCGGCGCAGGAGGCGCUCCUCAUGGUGCACCGGCGGAUCCUGGAGACGCAGCCUGACGACGGCGAUGAGGACGGCGAGUACGGGCCCAGGGGCAAGGACGCCAGGGACCGGGGUAAGGUGACCACCCGGCUCAUCGUGCCACGGCAGCAUGUGGGAUGCCUGCUUGGCAAGGGUGGCAAGAUCAUUGAGCAGAUGAGGUCCGAGACCAAGACGCACAUCAGGAUCCUGCCUCGUGAGCAGAACAUGCCUCGAUGUGUAUCGUUGUCGGAAGAGGUUGUGCAGGUUGUUGGAGAAGGAAAUUGUGUUAAAAAGGCUGUAGCGAUCAUCUCUGACCGUUUAAAGGAAAGCUUACACCGUGAUCGUGGUCCCUUUCUUCGUGGACGAAAUUCACCCGAACAUCGCAUUUCUCAGGCUGAUGAAUACCUGGGUGGUGGUCAGCAGAUGCCUGCAUUUGAAGAACCUUAUCCCCGAUUUGAUCAAAUUAGAAAUAAUGGUAGCAUGGAGCCACCAGGACAUGAGUUUGAUUCAAAUGGUAGCAAGUUCAAUGAACAUCCAGAGAUUCCAUUUGAUGAAAUCAUAUUUCGAAUCCUUUGCCCGAAUGACAAGGCUAGCAGUUUGGUUGGAUCACGAGAUGGAAUAAUAGAUAUGUUACAGGCUGAAGUUGGUGUUGAUGUUAGGCUUACUGAUCUUAUUGCUGGAUCUGACGAAAGGACUCUAAUCAUUACAUCGAGAGAGGGCCCAGACCACGAGCUUUUCCCAGCUCAAGAAGCAUUGCUGCACAUCCAAACCUUUAUCGUGGAUCUUGGCCCUGACAAGGAUAACAUUAUCACAACGAGGUUACUUGUCCCUUCAAGCGAAAUUGCUUGCUUUGAGGGGAGGGAUGGAUCAUUAUCUGAUAUACAGAGACAAACUAGCGCAAAUAUACAGAUAUUACCAAGAGAAGAACUUCCUUCUUGUGCCCUGGAAUCUGAUGAGCUCAUACAGAUUGUAGGAGAGAUUCGAGCUGCUCGGAAUGCUCUCAUGCAAGUAACUUCGAAACUACGAAGUUACAUAUACCGUGAGAUGUCUGCUCCUAUCCAAAUGGGCAGCAUUAAUGUACAUGGAUCCAUUUCUCCAGCAAAAGGCUCACCUCGAGGACUAUAUGCUGGAAAUGACCUUCCAAUGCCUAUCUACCAACAGGCACCACAAAUGGCAACUUCGUGGCACUCAAAGGAUAGUGGACUUAGUGCAAGUGGGUCGUUUGAGCAAGGGAGCAGCAUUAAUGAUGAUAUAAGACAAACUAAUACAAAGCGAUUUGCUGUCCCCCUAGUGACUAGAAGCACAUUAGAAGUUGUCAUACCCCAGAGUGCAGUUGCAAGCCUCAGCAUGAGGGCUGGAAGCAAGCUUGCCCAAAUAAGCGAGAUGUCCGGUGCAUCGGUCACGCUUGCUGAAGAUAGACCUGGAGUCAUGGAAAAAGUUGUUCGAAUAUCUGGUACCCCCGAGCAGGCCGACAAAGCUCAGAGCUUGCUCCAGGGGUUCAUACUUAGCAUCCAAGACGACAUUCCUUCGAGCUAA
Triticum turgidum subsp. durum (durum wheat) is the source of this 2013-nucleotide messenger RNA. Lineage: Eukaryota; Viridiplantae; Streptophyta; Magnoliopsida; Poales; Poaceae. The record is from the annotation of a GenBank genome assembly.